AAAGAUUUCCCAUAAUUCAAUGCGGCAAUGGCGACCUAUGGGACUGCUGUUCGUCUUUGUCCAAAACAGCCAAUAAAACACCAAGAAUAGGUUUCUGCCUGGAUGGAAGUAAUCUGAAAAUGACUAGCAAACAUGAAGAUCAGUGGCACCAAGACCUGAUGACAAAAGGGGGUUUCCAUCAGGUGUAUGACAAUGACAUCCCAUCAAGGGCAAGGCUGACCUGUCCCCCAGGUCUGAGUAUAAAGGCUGUUAAGGACCAUGAAGGCAGACCCACUUUUGGUGUGUUUGCCAAGAAGAUAGUACAGGUUAGAACAAGAUUUGGUCCCAUUUUAGCUCCAACCAAAAACCGCUGUAGGUCUCAACCCAUCCCCCCUCCUCAAGAUGAAAAUGUUGAUGUCCAUCAAGAAAAUCUACAGACUAAUCAACUUCCGAGUGACUUGCCUCCCAAUUCUUUGCACAGUCAGAUAUCUAUAGACCAACAUGGGGACAAGUCCCAGAUGUCAUCAAAUGACCAGAUACUGCAAAGUGUCAAAUGCAGCAUUCAGGAGGUUGCCAUUGACAGAAAUAAUGUGGAACACCAGGAUAUUGUUCAGCAGGCCCUGGGCAUCGUUAAGCUGGCAGACGAUCAGCACGGUCCCGGUCCGUACGGAGAUGUGACGACCACACUGUCCGACACCAUCCAUCUAGCUACAUCACUAGCCAGUGAAUCAAUGGCUGGUGCCGGCCAGUUUGGAACAGCGCAGAUUGGGGAUGACCUGGGUUUGACUGUUCCUAUAGAAUCUACAAUGAGUCCAAGUGUGACUGAGGGGCUGACAUUAACAGUUACACAGGCCCAGAGUUUGUUGGCUCAUAUGGACACCUCUAGUUUCACAUCUGUAACCAGUAGUGGCUCUUUGAUAUCAAAUCAACAAGACAUUUUAAAUAGUGUUGUGACUGAACCUCAAAUGUUGACACAAAAUUCUGAAGCUCAUGUUGUUGGUGUUGUGAAAAAUGCCUUUCAAGGGGUUGUUAAUGAGAUGAUGAAUGAAGUCUCGCCUGUACCAGUCACGCCUAAAGAGGAAGAAUCAUUACAACCAGACCCUGCUGAUCAGCCCUUUACUCUCAAGGUUUUCUAUGAGGAUGGUUUUGAGGAGGAGCUGGACCUCUCUGAUGAAGACAAGUGUAACUGGAUGAUGUUUGUCAGGCCGGCCAGGACUGCUGCAGAACAAAAUGUGGUGGCCUGCCAGCAUCAAAACAAAAUCUUCUUUGUGUCUACCAAGCCUAUUCCCUCAAACACAGAGAUUAGGGUUUGGUAUGAACCAGAUUAUGCCAUACUGGUACAAAAAGAACUGCUGCCAGAAACUGAUGUCCCGACCAAUCCUGCUACAGGUUAUCCAUCUAAGUGGGCAUGUUCUGUGUGUCUGGAGGGAUUCAGUACAUUUAAUGAGCUGGAGGCUCAUGCCUGCGCUGGUGAACCCCCACCUGACAAACGACAGCUCAGGGGAAGGCCUCGCAAAGGGAGACCCAGAAAGUAUGUCAAGCCAUCCAAAACGUGGCGAGCUAGGCUGGAAAAAAGUAGAUUACCACCACGAAAACGAGGCAGGCCUCCAAAACUUAAAGGGAUGUUAACAGUUCCAAAACCACCAAAGGAAGUGAAAGUGCCCAUUGCAGAUCCACCAAAGAUAGAAGAAAACAACCUAGAAGAUGUUAUUGAUAAUCCCCCAGACCUAGUGGAUGAUGAUCCCAUGGACAAAGAUGACCAUGAAGUGUCUGCUCUGGAAUUGUUAGAUGAGGUUCUUGGAGAGGAGGAAGACGAUGAAGACGAGGAGGAUGACAUAGAUAUACCUAUCAUGCCUCGAAGACGAGGCAGAAAGAAGAGGGCUCCUGGUGCUCCAAAGAUUACACGCACUCCAAAACGGGAACCAAUGGCAUGUCCUCACUGUGAAGAAACAUUUACUAAAGAAGCAUUAUUUGUGAUACAUGUUUCCGAACACACAGGAGUUAAACCAUACAUCUGUGAAGUGCCUGAGUGUGCAAAAGGAUUCAUGUCCAAAUUCAAAUUAGAGAGGCAUAGACUCAUUCACACCUGUCCAAGAUCCCAUAAGUGUCUGUACUGUGACAAGUCAUUUAACAGAAAAGAUCAUUUGAAAAACCACAUGGUUACCCAUGACCCAAAUAAAAAGCGUUGGGUUUGUGAAGAGUGUGGAAAGGAAUACUGCUACAAUUUUUCAUAUCGCACACACAAAGCCUUUCAUGAUGCGGAUGCAGGUCGGACUACUGAGUGUGGCAUCUGUCACAAGCAUUACGAUUCAAAGGACGAGUUACUGUAUCAUUUGAAGGUUCACAGUGGUGCCAGAUCUGUUAAAAACUGUACUGAAAAAACUCAUGCGUGUGAGGAUUGUGGGAAAACAUUUUACACAAGGAAAGAUGUGAGACGUCAUAUGAUCACUCACACAAAGAAAAAAGACUUUCUGUGUCAGUAUUGUCCACAAAGAUUUGGAAGAAAAGAUCAUUUAACAAGACAUUUACGAUCAUCACACACUGGUGAUAACACCAACAAUCGACCUAAGGCACCAAGGGCAGAAAGGAAGGAAAAGCAACAGUACACCACUACAAAUGUCUCUAUGGUCGGUCUACAAAUCCCACGCGAUGAUCAGAAUAUCCUAGUCACAUCCCAGCCUGUUAACUAUCAACAGUUACAGCAAUUAUCAACAGCUUUUGCCUCAGAAAUACCAGUCCCACUUCACAUGUUUGAUAAUGCAGGUAACCAAACUGUGAUUGCAAUGCCCAGUAUGGGAACAAUACAAACACAGCAAACCCAGCAGCAACAGCAGCAGCAACAACAGCAACAACCUUUGCAAGUUGCAGCAAUACAGAAUGUGCAACAUGUUGCUAUUCAAAACCAAAUGCCAGUUUCGGAGAAUCGUUAUGUCGAAGCCAUAAUAAGACAUCAACCUCAACAGAACAUUGUGUCCUCAACUCCAACUGAGUAUAGAUCUCUAGAACACCAGCCAAACAUACAGACUUAUAUACCACUAGCAGCCCAGCAACAGCAGCAACCUCAACAACAGCAGCAACAGCCACAGCAACACCUGCAAAUAACAAAGACUGAAAAUAUUGACCUUAAUUCAAGGGCCAAUGGAGUUCUACAGACAGAGUAUGUGCAAACCACAGGGGCCAGAAAUGACCCUAAUUCACGCCCCACAGUUCUUCAGGCCACUGAAGUCAACAGGCAAGGAAAUCCUCCCGCUCAAACGUUUUCUACAUUGUUGGGCUACAUGGAGACUCUAAGAUUCUUGGAGAAUCUUCCUACAAAUGCCCAGGGAGCUGUUAUAUCUCAGAUGCAGAUGCAACAGGAUGGACAACACCUUCCUACCAUGGUGCCUAUUCAGACUAGUACUCUAGCGUAUUCUGUGGCAACAACUGCUACCCCUACUCAUCAAAUCAUUCCCGUGGAAAUGCAGACAAAGAGAAUGGCUGUUACCCAAACCCAACACAGUGCCUAUCAACAACAGGGGUCCUGAUACUUGGUCUAUGCAAAUAAUGUUCUCUGCCAGUCAUAUCUUCCAUUUUCCAACCCAAGGACCAUAACUCCUGCUGUGUAUCAAGCCAUGAUUCUUCCAUUCAGCUUUCUAACCAUGUUAUUGUUAGUGAUGUUAGGGACUGAUUAUUCAUGGUUUUGUUCUAACUUUUAUCUUAAUGAUCUAAUAUGUAAUUUAAUUUACAAGUGGUUUAUUCUGUAUUGCAUGUAUUUAUUUAUGAGCCAUUUGCUUUUUUUUUCUUUUUUUUUUUUUUUGGAAAGGUCUGAGACUAAUUUAUCAAAAUAAGAUAGUAUAUGUGCAAUUUGAAAACAAACUUAUUAACAAAAUCAAUCGCAAGAAAAUAGAAAUGUGAAUUUAUUUAUUUUGGAAAAUCAUGAUUUAAUUUUCUGCCAAAGAAGCAGUUUUGUGAUAUGCAUGAUUUUUUAAAAACAUUUUAAAGAGAAUUCGGUGAAUUUUUAAUGGCACUAGUUAUGUUCCACAAUUUUGCUGACUUUUUAUUUUUGUUGUUUUACACCUGAUCUGAUUCAAACCAUUUAUCAUUUUGUUGGUAUGUCAUAUGAUCCCAAUGAACUUUUAAAAAAAUGAAAUGUACGAAUUGAUUCCAAUGCUAUUCUCGAUAGCCAUAUAAUUGGCUGUUAGAAUUUUUUUAAAAAUCAGUUUGAAAAUGUUGAAACUAAUCAUAUGAUACGAGGGAUAGUUUUAGAUUGUAAAGCAUAGACAGUCAUAUGUUUGACUUCUAUUGAAGUAUUUCAUGUGUUUAAUUCCUUGUUUUGAAUUUAUCCCUACAUUUUUUUUUGGUGAAAGGGGUGUAAUAAAUUGACCAGAGCAUUCGUCUGGUAUGUAAAAGAUAAAAAGUCAUGUGACCUGUUUCAUAAUUUUUUUUUAUUAGAGAUGAUCUAGAAUAUCAAAUUAUAAUGAGUGACCCAUUAAUGAAUAUUGUUGAUGCAUUUAAUAGCAAAUGCUCGUCAUUAAAAAGAAAAUGCA
Messenger RNA from Magallana angulata, 4505 nucleotides. Its product is annotated as PR domain zinc finger protein 10-like. Gene Ontology annotation, molecular function: protein binding. NCBI's taxonomy places the organism in Eukaryota, Metazoa, Mollusca, Bivalvia, Ostreida, Ostreidae. The transcript is spliced from 7 exons. Gene Ontology annotation, cellular component: nucleus. The record is from RefSeq and is a predicted model, not a curated record. Bases 120 to 3503 code for a protein of 1127 amino acids.